AUGGCUCCCUCUCCCGGAACGCCCUUGGGCGGCGAACACCCUGCACCCAUGCAAACCGACCAGGCGCCGCCUGCAGCACCCAUGCAAAUCGACCAGGUGCCGAGGCCAGCGCGCUCGCGCCGCACACGCGUCAGCGAGCCGUCAGCUGCAGCACGCUGCGUGCGCCAGGCACUCCACGCGGCACCGCCCCCACCACCCCCCGCUGCUCCGGUGCCGUCCGCCUUUGUCAAUGGUCGCGUCGCUUGCCCCAUAUGCCACACCUUCAGCUCCGACACGGCAGGGGGGCUGAUGCGCCACAUCUCGGCCAUGCACAGCGGUGCCGCGCUUGGUCCGUCCGCUGUUGAGGCGCUCAGGCUCCUCGACAGAGCCGUCUGCACCGAGGCGCAGUGCGGGGCCCUGAAUCGAGUUCGAGUUGGCGUUAAGACAUGCAUCCGGUGCGGUCGGGGCGCCAACCUUCGCCCACUGCAAGCUGGAGAUGUGGUGCCGGGGCCCCGGGGACCCCAUGCCGCACCGAGCCCUGCGCCAGCCCCAACCACUCCCGCACCCAGUCCUCCACAACCGGAAGUAGCAGAUGUGAGUCUUCCGCAGGACUGGACGGCGAGGGUGCGGGCAUUGCCCACGACCAGUCAAUGGCACGUACCAGUCUCCUUUCGCCUUCGGCACGCCCAGGCGUGGACACUGUGUCUGGAAGGCAUGGCUGCCGGGCUGCCCGGGUUCUGCCGCUUGGAAGAGGCGAGAACCAAGCUUCUUCUCGCUCAGUUCCCUAAAGGGGCAUACGGGCCCAAGGAGCUCGCCGAACGCUUUGCCUUGUGGGAAGCUAGUGACUUUGAAGGUCUCCUCGCCCGCGCCGAAGCCCAAGCCUUGCUUCGCCGCGGCCCGGCCCGACCUGCGCGCAAGCCCCGUACCGAGGACAGGGCCAAGCGCUUCGCCGCCGAAGGAGCUUACAGCAAAAGCUUGGGCGUGCUCACCACCCAGCUGGCCACUCCCACACCGGAGCAGCAGCGCCACUAUGCGACCCGCCUCCUGCCCCCCUCACAGCGAGGAGAAGCCUGGAGGGCCACGCCCGCCGCGGCCAUGCAGGUCGACACUGAGCCCGCCAACACAGAGCAGCACCACCCACUUCGAGGAGUACGCUACAAAGCCAUGACGGUCUGCCGGCCCACAGGCACCAGACCCGAACAUGCUCAGGAGGCUCUCAAUGUCCGCCAGAAGCCUGUCGGUCGACGCCUGGCUCGGGCCAUGAUGGCUGUCCAGCGUCGGGCCGAGCAAGGCAGCUUAGGGGAAGAGGCGCGCUGGCUCACCCGCACCAGGCUUGUGUACCUGCACCGACCCGGCCGCGACCUCCCCCGCCCCAUCCGCAUCGGCGAGUUCCUGCGCUCUGCCCAAGCCAAGCGCACCCUGCGAGCGGCAGCCCCGCGACUCCGCGGCACCUUCCGUGCCAUGCAUCAGUGGGGGGUGGAAAUGCCUGGCGGAGCGGAGGCUUUGGUGCACUGGCGCAACACCAUCGAGACGUUGGCGCUUCGCGGCUGCACUCCUCCCAUGGUUGCUUUUGACCUCGACCUUGCCAACAUGUUCGGGAGCAUCGA
Molecule: messenger RNA, 1586 nt
Organism: Symbiodinium sp. CCMP2456
Lineage: Eukaryota; Dinophyceae; Suessiales; Symbiodiniaceae
Source: the annotation of a GenBank genome assembly